This is a messenger RNA of Trichomonas vaginalis G3, 525 nucleotides long. Its product is annotated as calponin-homology domain, CH-domain family. The transcript has a single exon. Lineage: Eukaryota; Parabasalia; Trichomonadida; Trichomonadidae. The coding region runs from base 1 to 525 and encodes 174 amino acids. The record is from RefSeq and is a predicted model, not a curated record.
AUGGAUGAGGGAAAGCAGAGAUUGCUUCAGUGGUUAAGUGAAGCUUCAGGUGAAAGAGUUGUAAACUGGGAAAGAGUUAGUCAAGGCGAUGUUAUUUGCUAUAUUCUUUAUCGUAUGUCUCCGAAAAAUAUAAAUCUUAAGAAAGUAACAGAUGGUGUCGAUCGAUUUGCACGUGUUUGCAACUGGCGUAUAUCAGCACAAGCAAUGCGCACGCUUAAAAUAGGUUGGGCUUAUGAUGAAGUCAAAUUAGUUAUGGCUGAUCAGCCUGAGCUUGCAAGAUUAGUCCUUUCAUUACGUAGAUGGGAAACAAAGAACUUAGAAGAGCCAUUAGAACCACCAGCUCCUGAAGAAUGGGCAGAUCCAGAUUUACCUGCAUGGUUUACUCAACAGACUGCAAAAGAAAUCGAAGAAAAGAAGCUUGCUGCUGGAGAAGCUCGUAAGAAACCUGUUGUUAAGAAGGAAAAACCAGUAGAGAAAAAGCCCCCAAGACAAUCUCUUCAUGACUACAUUUAUGCAAAGAAAUAA